UUCUCAUCUUCAAACAGAGAAGCUCAAACACAGAAGGAGAGAUGAGUUAUCAAGUAUCUUUCACGAUCAUCGUCGCUGUUCUGAUCUUCACUGCCACAACAGAUGCAAGAAAAGACCCAGGUGAGUACUGGGUAAGCAUCAUGAAAGAAGAGCCCAUGCCAGAAGCAAUUGAAGGCCUCCUCCAUGUGAGCAACUCUGCAUCAGAUCAGCCUCAUCUCACUUCUCUCCCCAAGAAGAAGGACGCCGACUGCCACGGAGACAACAAACUAGAGGACGAUAAACAAUUUGCUGGUGAUUUUGAGCCAAGGCCCAACAUCUCAGCUUAUGGGGACGACGCCAAGCUCCAAGAGAAGAAGUUCGCAGAGGAUUUCGAGCCGAGGCCCAACAUCUCAGCUUAUGGGGAUGACACAAGGCUCAAAGAGAAGAAGUUCGUGGAAGAUUUCGAGCCGAGAUCCAACAUAUCGGCUUAUGGUCAGGACUAACAGUGAAGAGAGACAACAAUGAGGCGUCGCUGCUUUAUGUGACGUAUUAAAAUUUAUGUGCAGUAAUGUGAAUGUGUGUGUCGACAAAGCCGGAAAGAACUGACUUACGGCAAUGGCGAUUGUAUGGUGUGUGGCGUGUUCUGGUUCUGUCAUCAUCUUGCGAAUCCUUCUAGUGGGCUCUAUGGUACAAGCUGAGUUCUAUGAAGAAAAUAACGUGAUUUUAAGA
Molecule: messenger RNA, 708 nt
Organism: Eucalyptus grandis
Lineage: Eukaryota; Viridiplantae; Streptophyta; Magnoliopsida; Myrtales; Myrtaceae
Product: organ-specific protein S2
Exons: 2
Coding region: 42-482 (146 amino acids)
Source: RefSeq, a predicted model, not a curated record